CUUCCAGGGUAGGGAGCCCCACCCCUGGUCCUUCCACUUCCUCCUGUCGUGGCCUCAGCCCGGCUCGUUCCUGCUGCUUUGUCCCUGAAGCUGGCAGGCCCGGGUGGGCCCUUGCCACCCACCCCCACCCCAGGGAACCGAUGCAACUCCAGUGACUCCAGAGGGAGCAGUGUUUGACAGGAGGAUUUGGGCUGGUGCCCCUGCGCCACCCACAGUCUCCUUGAAGUUCCGGGAGAGUCCUUGGAGGGCAAGGUUGGGCAGGGGUGACAAUGCCCCCGCUUCUGCAGGUGUGCAGCCCUCUGCCCCCCUCGCCUGUCCUCCGGGCUCGGGCUGAAUAGGGUGCUUGUGCCCCAGCAGUCAUUCGCCAUGGGACUGCGUGUGCAUGUGUGCGCCAGGAUCACGUUGUGGUGCCAGAGACAGGCGGAGACUGGGCUCCCUCCAGGUCCCAUUCCGUGUGUCCAUCCCUGAGUUUGAGUUUGGUGGGGGGGCGACGGACGGUGUGGUCCAGUUGCUCAGGCCUCGCCAGGGUGUGGGGUGGUGGACCACGCCCAUGGUCAGGUCAAGAGAGGGGUGGCUUCUUGUCAGUACUGCUGCUGGAGUGGAGCCAAGGAGAGCUCAGAGCUUCGGGACAGGUGGCUGGCAGUGCCCGGCGCUGGCUGUGUGCCCAGCCUCCGCCCUAGGCGCGGGACCAGCUGUGGGACAGGAACUGCCUGCACUUGGGCCGGAGAGUUAAUAUUUGUGCCGGCGCCCCGGGGACGGACAGGCUCCAGAGACGCGCCGGCAGCUGGCCUCCAACUGGUGCCCCCAUGGGCAGCCCCUCCUUUUUCUCGCGGCGGCUGCCGCCGCUGUGGCUACUGCUGCUGUCGCCGUGGCCAGUCUGGACCCAGGCGCUCCCAGCAGCCACCCCCUCCGGACCCCCGGGCGCCCCGGACUGCCCGGAGGCGUGCGUGUGCGCGCCGGGCGGCCAGGCCAACUGCUCCGGGCGCGCGCUGCCCGCCGUGCCGGGGGGCCUGAGAAAGAGCGUGCGUAUUCUGCUGCUGGACCACAACCGCGUGCGGGCGCUGCCUCCCGGCGCCUUCGUGGGCGCUGGCGCGCUGCUACGUCUGGACCUGCACGAGAACGGCCUGCGCUGGGUGCACGCGUGGGCCUUCUGGGGCCUGGGCGCGCUGCAGCAGCUCGACCUCAGCGCCAACCAGCUGGAGGUGCUGGUGCCCGGCACCUUCGUGCCACUGCGGGCGCUGCGCGACCUCUCGCUGGCGGGUAACCGGCUGGCGCGCCUGGAGCCCGCCGCGCUGGGCGCGCUCCCGCUGCUGCGCGCGCUCAACCUGCGGGACAACGAGCUGCCGGCGCUCGCGCGGGGCCUCCUGGCCGGCCUGCCCGCCCUCGACACGCUGCGCCUGCGCGGCAACCCCUGGGCCUGCGGCUGCGCGCUGCGCCCGCUCUGCGCCUGGCUGCGCCGGCACCCGAGCAGCGCGCCAGAGGCCGAGACGCUGCUCUGCGUGUCACCCGGGCGCCUGACGUUCAGCCCCUUGGCCGCUCUCCCCGACGCCGCCUUCAGCCGCUGCGCACAGCCGCUUGCCCUGCGCGACCUGGCCGUGGUCUACGCGCUCGGGCCGGCCUCCUUCCUCGCCAGCCUGGCCACCUGCCUGGGGCUGGGCUCGCUGCUCACCGCCUGCCGCGCGCGCCGCCACCGCGCCGCCGCCGCCGCCCGCCACCCGCUGAAGAGACUGCCGGAGCCCGGUUCCGGCACCGCCUCGCCCGCGGACCCCGGGAGCCCCGCGGCCGGCACCGCCCAAGCGUGAGCGGGCUGCGGCUGCCCUCGGCUCUUGCCCGGUCCCCUCUUUCACACUCCCUGCAGGCAACAAGCGACACUGAGCGAAA
Sus scrofa (pig) is the source of this 1881-nucleotide messenger RNA. It is a transcript of the gene LRRC26, whose product is annotated as leucine rich repeat containing 26. Lineage: Eukaryota; Metazoa; Chordata; Mammalia; Artiodactyla; Suidae. Gene Ontology annotation, molecular function: potassium channel activator activity; transmembrane transporter binding; voltage-gated potassium channel activity. The record is from RefSeq and is a predicted model, not a curated record. Gene Ontology annotation, cellular component: voltage-gated potassium channel complex.